Messenger RNA from Canis lupus familiaris (dog), 2395 nucleotides. It is a transcript of the gene TMBIM1, whose product is annotated as transmembrane BAX inhibitor motif containing 1. The record is from RefSeq and is a predicted model, not a curated record. NCBI's taxonomy places the organism in Eukaryota, Metazoa, Chordata, Mammalia, Carnivora, Canidae. Gene Ontology annotation, cellular component: endoplasmic reticulum; membrane; Golgi apparatus. Gene Ontology annotation, biological process: negative regulation of apoptotic signaling pathway. The transcript is spliced from 12 exons. Bases 182 to 1117 code for a protein of 311 amino acids.
GCCCAGCGCAGCCCAGCGCAGCCCAGGCCCGGCCGCGCGCUCCGUGCGGGACUCGCUGCGCCGGGGCCAGGCCGGGAGCCGGGAGCCGCGAGCCGCGAGCCGCGAGCCGCGCCGGGAGGGAGCGCACGGUCGGAGCGGCCAGGUGCCAGCAGCGGGGUCUCCCCUCAGGCCUUGAGCAGCCAUGUCCCACCCCAGCGCGCCCCCUCCAUAUGAGGACCGCAAUCCCCUGUACCCUGGCUCUCCGCCCCAGGGGGGCUACGGGCAGCCCUCCGUCCUGCCCGGUGGCUACCCUGCCUACCCUGCCUACCCACAGCCUGGCUACGGCCACCCUGCUGGCUACCCACAGCCUGUGCCCCCCAUCCACCCGAUGCCCAUGCACUAUGGCCCAGGCCAGGGCUAUGAUGGGGAAGAGAGAGCAGUGAGUGAAAGCUUCGGGCCUGGAGAAUGGGAUGACAGGAAAGUCCGGCACACCUUCAUCCGAAAGGUUUACUCCAUCAUCUCUAUCCAGCUGCUCAUCACGGUGGCCAUCAUCGCUAUCUUUACCUUCGUGAAGCCAGUCGGUGAUUUUGUGAGGAGAAACCUGUUUGUCUACUAUGUGUCCUAUGCUGUAUUCCUGGCCACCUAUCUGACCCUCGCCUGCUGCCAGGGACCCAGACGCCGAUUCCCAUGGAACAUCAUCCUGCUGACCCUCUUUACUCUUGCCAUGGGCUUCAUGACCGGCACCAUUUCCAGUGUGUAUGAAACCAAAGCUGUCAUCAUCGCCAUGAUCAUCACUGCUGUGGUGUCCAUUUCGGUCACCAUCUUCUGCUUCCAGACCAAGGUGGACUUCACUUCAUGCACAGGCCUCUUCUGUGUCCUGGGCAUUGUGCUGAUGGUGACAGGGAUUGUCACUGCCAUUGUGCUGUCCUUCAAAUAUAUUUACUGGCUUCACAUGGUGUAUGCUGCUCUGGGGGCCAUCUGCUUCACGUUGUUCCUGGCUUAUGACACGCAGCUGGUCCUGGGUAACCGGAAGCACACCAUCAGCCCAGAGGACUACAUCACUGGCGCUCUGCAGAUCUACACUGACAUCAUCUACAUUUUCACCUUUGUGCUGCAGCUGGUUGGGGAUCGCAAUUAAGGAGCACCGUGUUCCGCCCCACCGCAGGCUCUCCCUUCCCUAGAGGGCUGGGCCCUGUGACCCGAGUCUGGAUCCCAGAUCCCUUUCCUUCUCCUCCAGUAACAUGCCCAGUUUCUUUUCUGCCUUGGGAUGGGUGGCCUCUCUGGCGGCGGAUGUGCAGGUCCUGGGCGGGCUGGAGGAACUGGGGACUAACUCUUGCCUUCAGCAGACUCAGUGAGAACGAGGCAGAAGAUGGGCUGGCUGCCUACCUGCUACCUGGCACCAAACUCUUCUUAGCAGCUGGGGUUGCAGGGAGGGACAAGGAGAGCCUAUUCUAUAGCCAAAAAGGAAUAUGAGAGGUAGAAGUGACUUUGAGGUGCUGAGGUGUCCCCUCCCACCUCUGCCUUAGGCUUCUGGGCUCUACAUAAUAGCCAGAGCUAUUUCUGCCCUCAACCCCCAACAAAGCCAGAGAGCUCUGUCCCUAGCCUCCUGUGCUCCUAGGCCACUGUCCUGUACUCCUUUGACAACCCUUGGCACCUUCCAGCUUACAAAGAUAGACAAGAUCUGUGCCCAUGGGUCUCCCCUGCUUCAAUCCCUCUUCUUUUGAUGGCAUGUAUGUGCUGUUUGUUUGGAGUGGGGGAGGAAGAGGAGAGUCAGCAAAGUCAAGCACAGGGGGCAAUAAAAAGCAGCAUCUACCCUGGGCUUCUCAUGGCUUCUGGUGGUAGAGAGGACAGGCCGUGUUGGCAGCUGUCUGGUCCCCAUUCUCCAAAGCUGCCUGGGGCCUCCCUGGGUGCUUCUGAGAUCUCUCAUCAGACACCUCUUGCUUCUUGUUGCCCAGGUUGCUCAGCAGAAGGUGAGGAGCGAAGGUCAGGAGGUGGGGUGGUUUGUAGGAUCCUAAGUGUGGCCAGGGAGUAACCAGGGUAAAGAGAGGCCAGGGUGGGGGCAGGGAAAAUGCCCUGGGGGUUCUCUACCUGGUAUGAGGGAAAUGAAAGCCUCCUGUGAUGUCCAUGGAAACUUCUAUGUUCUUUCUUUACAUUAACCUGGGGAGGACCUUGAGCGAAAGAUUUCCCCUCAAAGUUUGUGCUGGGGGAUUUUAGACUUGAGCCUUAAACCUGCCUCUUUCUUUGUGACACCAAGUGCCUCAAGCGGGGAAGGGGGAACAAGAGUCACUGUUGUGGGGGUGGAAACCAAAUCAGCCCGAGGGUGUAAUUAGGACUUCUCUUAACUACUUGGUCCUAAAUAUAUCACACAAAAGGACAUAUCUAGAAGUGUAAUAAAGUUUUAUGUUUAGAAGUUAAA